Molecule: messenger RNA, 1545 nt
Organism: Lactuca virosa
Lineage: Eukaryota; Viridiplantae; Streptophyta; Magnoliopsida; Asterales; Asteraceae
Source: the annotation of a GenBank genome assembly
GACGACAUGUCACGGAUAAGUCUAAAGGCUUACACUUGGAAAGAGGCAACGAGCCAUUGGAAAGAGGCAACUUUAACUUCGCUUCCAGUUCCAACACCUCUUACUUAUUUUCCGUUCUCCCUUCUAUCUCUCUCUUCCGGCGAACCCUCCAAAGUCUCGAAACUACCACUUAUGGCAGCUCCAGUGGCUGAAGAAGACAGCUUAGCAGUAGAACUUUCCGAUCCCCCUCUUGCAAAAAACUACUUGGGAAGCCCCAAUUCUGCAGAAGACUACAGUAUUUUCGCUCAUUUGACGAAAACCUCUAAUACUCGGCAUAAUGAUCCAGAUGCUCCUUCAUCGUCUAAACGGAUAAAGUCGAAGUCGAUUAGAUUUGAGGUCUCUCCAACUGAAGUACAGACGGAACAUCCGCCUCCGAAGAUGAACAUCCCAGUAAGCAAGACUUCAAGCCCAUCUCUGAGUUUGAAGAAAGUAAAGUCUUCUACCAAAAGCUCCAAAUCUCCAACUCCAACUUCACCUGCAAUGAUUCUUGCAACUGAGUUUCAAUCAAGCCUUGGAACAGAGUUUCCUAGCUGUGUAAAGCUGAUGGGUAGAUCACAAGUCACCCAAGGUUUCUGGAUGGGCCUUCCAACACCAUUUUGUAGGUCAUUUAUGCCAAAAGAAGAAACUACAUUUGUACUUGAAGAUGAAAGUGGGAAGAAAUGGGAAGUCAAAUAUAUCGCAUACAAAAAUGGGAUUAGUGCAGGGUGGAAAAGUUUUGUGGUUGAACAUCACUUGAUUGAAGGAGAUGUUUUGGUGUUUCAUUUAAUUGAUGCUUUCAAGUUUAAGGUUUACAUAAUAAAAGCAAGUGAAUCGAAUGAAGUUGAUGGUGCUCUUAGCCUUUUGAAUUUGGAGGCCCAAAAUGAUGAAAACCCUCCAGUUACUCCAUCACCUAAACCAAAGAAACGUAAGCACCCGAAGAAGCUUUCUUUAACCAUGGUAAAAGAGAAGCAUAAAAAGUCAACCCCUUUAUUAGUCAAAGCUAUUGAAAUUUUAGAACAUUCCGGAACCAACAAUGAAGAUAUUAGGCCAGAAGUUCUAGAACCUUCCACCACACCCUUCCAAGACCUCGAACACUUUCGCAUCAAAGUCAACGGUCAAUGCAUUGACUCUGAGCUUUCGGAAGAAGUCAAACUAGCAGGCAUGAUUGGUGAAACUGUAAAUAUUGCAAAAGAGAUCAAGAACUGCAAGCUCACGAUAAGUAAGGAGGAGCUCGAAGCGUGGGAUAAUACCUUGAAGUCUUUUGAGAUUUUGGGGAUGAAAGUUGGGUUUUUGAGGGAUAAAAUACGUACGCUUGUGGGACUUGUUUUUGAGUCGGAAUUUGGGGUGGAUUUGAAAAGAUAUGUGGAGGCGAAAAAGAAUGAGAAAUUAAUUGAAGAUGAGAUUGUUAAAGUUAAAGCGAAACUUUUGGAGUUAAAGAUAAAGGCCAAAGGGCUUUUGGGGUGUUUGAAAGAGAAGGCCGAGAAAUAUAUGAUUGAGUUUCAGGAUGAGGUUGAUGUGCCGUGGUAG